AUGACUGUUGAGUUACGCAAGACAAAGUUCUCGGCACCCGUGAAGAGGAUUUUUGAUUCUCAUGGGACGCACGACUUUCAGCGGUCGCUGACGAUGUAUCGGUUGCAAUCGCAUCUGGAGCGGUAUCUUGGGUUGGUUCAUAACCAGGAGGUGCCAAAGGUUUCCACAAAUGGGUCGGUGUCGUCCUUUGUUUCUAUAUUCUUGGAUCGAUUCCUGGAGCUGAUCGACGAGACGCCACCAACGACGAAUACCCCUAGGCGGUUUGGGAAUAUGGCAUGUAGGGAUUGGCAUGCCAAGGUGCAGGAGGAGAUGGAUUCUUUGUGGAGAAGGUUUCUGCCUAUAGAGAGGGAUGCGGCAUAUGAGAAUUGUAUUAUUGAGUUGAGAUAUUAUUUGGGGAAUGCCUUCGGCUCCCCUGAGAGGUUGGACUACGGGACUGGACACGAACUAUCGUUUUUGGCUGUGGUCGUGGCAGUCGAUAUGUUGGGUCUGUGGGAGACAUCAGAGUCUGGGCACGGGUUAACCGGGACGGAUUUAUUAUACUUGUGGAACAAGUACUAUUCGAUAGUGCACAAGCUGAUUCUGACAUACACACUUGAGCCGGCAGGUUCUCAUGGAGUUUGGGGGUUGGACGAUCACAUCCAUCUUGCCUAUAUUAUCGGGGCGUCGCAAUGGUCUGACAAAGACCAGAACGCCCCUAUUCAGCUCUCGGACAUUUUGGACAUGAAGUCUUUGUACCAAUACGAGGACACGAAUCUGUAUUGCAAUUCAAUAGCGUUUGUGAUGAAGGUCAAGUCCGGGCCCUUUUCCCAGCACUCGCCCAUGUUGUACGAUAUUUCGCGCACUGUGCCUACGUGGUCCAAGGCCACUAGCGGGUUGAUCAAGAUGUAUCAGGUGGAGGUUUUAAACAAGUUUCCUGUUGUCCAGCACUUUUGGUUUGGCACUGGCUUCUUCCCCUGGGUUGAUAUGAAAAAGGGAAUGUCAUUACCAAACUACGAGCUUUAUUCCAAAGGGGCUUGCAAGGAGCGCGCUGUUGAUGGUGAUGCAUCUGAGGAUUCGACCACCGCGGUGCCAACAGCGACAGGCUCGUCUGGGAAGCUUACCACCAGCGCGGCUAUGCCUCCACCACGAAUGACAACAGGUUAUUCUCAUCACACUCCCUCGGGCCGUUAUACAGUGCCAAGAAGAUGA
Eremothecium cymbalariae DBVPG#7215 is the source of this 1188-nucleotide messenger RNA. It is a transcript of the gene RRD1, whose product is annotated as peptidylprolyl isomerase RRD1. The record is from RefSeq and is a predicted model, not a curated record. Gene Ontology annotation, biological process: mitotic spindle organization. The transcript has a single exon. The coding region runs from base 1 to 1188 and encodes 395 amino acids. Gene Ontology annotation, molecular function: peptidyl-prolyl cis-trans isomerase activity; protein tyrosine phosphatase activator activity. Gene Ontology annotation, cellular component: nucleus; cytoplasm; protein phosphatase type 2A complex. Lineage: Eukaryota; Fungi; Ascomycota; Saccharomycetes; Saccharomycetales; Saccharomycetaceae.